This is a messenger RNA of Archocentrus centrarchus (flier cichlid), 979 nucleotides long. RefSeq names its product trafficking protein particle complex subunit 5-like. The coding region runs from base 71 to 637 and encodes 188 amino acids. Gene Ontology annotation, cellular component: TRAPPII protein complex; TRAPPIII protein complex; TRAPPI protein complex. Gene Ontology annotation, biological process: endoplasmic reticulum to Golgi vesicle-mediated transport. The record is from RefSeq and is a predicted model, not a curated record. The transcript is spliced from 3 exons. Lineage: Eukaryota; Metazoa; Chordata; Actinopteri; Cichliformes; Cichlidae.
CGCUGUCAAAGAAGGAAGAAGAAAGAAAGGGGAAGAGCUGAACAGCAGCUGAAUUAUCGCUAACGAGAAAAUGGAUACACGGUUCACUCGAGGGAAAUCCAACAUCCUUGAGCGCCCUCUGACCAGACCCAAGACUGAAGUCAGCCUGAGUGCCUUUGCGCUUCUGUUCUCAGAGAUGGUGCAGUACUGUCAGAGCCGCGUGUACUCCGUGUCUGAGUUGCAGACACGCCUGGCGGACAUGGGCCAGAGCGUGGGAGCCAGCAUGCUGGAUGUGCUGGUGCUGAGGGAGAAGAAUGGGAAGAGGGAGACCAAAGUGCUGAACAUGCUCCUCUUUAUCAAGGUUAACGUGUGGAAGUCCUUGUUCGGAAAAGAGGCUGACAAGCUUGAGCAGGCCAACGAUGACGACAAGACGUAUUACAUCAUAGAGAAAGAGCCGCUUAUCAACGCGUACAUCUCUGUGCCCAAGGAGAACAGCAGUUUGAACUGCGCUGCCUUCACUGCGGGCAUCGUGGAAGCCAUCCUCACACACAGCGGCUUUCCCGCAAAGGUCACUGCCCACUGGCACAAAGGCACCACGCUGAUGAUAAAGUUUAACGAGUCAGUUAUAGCCAGGGACAAGGCUUUGGAUGGCAGAUAAGAAAGACUGGAGAGGGCGAGUUGUUAUGUAAAUCUGUACAGGAUGAGGAUAAGUCAUCGAGGUCCAGGCUGUUGUUUGUAUCUGAAGUAUCGGUGACUGUGAAUGAAUCUUCUUGUGGUAACUGAUGAGACAAGGUGACAUUACAGAUGGAUCGCUGUGCUGUACUGAGCCACAUACAGAGCAGAAAAUACGCCCCUAGUUGGUUUUGUUGAUCAUCUUUUUCUGGUUUUGCCUCCUGAAGGGGUUUAAUUUUGCAGUUUUUUGUUUUGGUUCGUUUUUUUGGUCGCAUAUUUACAGCAAUUUAUAAAGCAUAAAUAUAUUGGAUGAAACAUUCAUGACCAA